Thamnophis sirtalis is the source of this 2512-nucleotide messenger RNA. The record is from RefSeq and is a predicted model, not a curated record. Lineage: Eukaryota; Metazoa; Chordata; Lepidosauria; Squamata; Natricidae.
AUGACACCUCAGUAUAACAUAGCACUCAAGAUAGUUGUGAGGAAUCAGUUUGGAGGAAGAGGUACAAUCCGUAGGGAGGUGGACACUGAUGAUGUUCUAACCAAAGAAGAACAGAUUUAUUUGCUGAAUGAAGCAAAAUCAACAUGUCACAAUCAGAUAAAUGGCCAGAAGGAGCAAAUCCAAGAUGGUCAUUGUUUACCCGAAUGGGAUGGAAUCAUUUGCUGGCCAGCAAGUCUCCCAGGUAAAAAAGUAGCGGUUCUUUGUCCAGACUACAUCUAUGAUUUCAACCAUCAUGAAAGAGCUAAUCAGUCAAAAAGCACUUCUGAUAAAGGCUUUAAUUGUUUAAGUUUCAUGGAGAUGUUUGACCGUCUGCACAUCAUCUAUACUGUUGGCUAUUCUAUCUCCCUGGCCUCCCUUGUGAUUGCUAUGUGUAUCCUUUGCUUCUUCAAGCGCCUUCACUGCAAUCGGAACUAUAUCCAUCUCCACCUUUUUGCCUCUUUCAUCUGCCGAGCUGGGAGCAUCUUUGUGAAAGAUAUAAUUUUAUAUUCUACCUUCCGACCAGAAGGAUUGUUGAAAGGACAAGACCAUGAUUGGGAUGCUGAAGAGCUAACCCUCACUUUGGGAUCCAGAACCCAGUUGGCAGGUUGCAAAGUAGCAGUGACUGUCUUCCUGUAUUUCCUGGCUACCAACCACUAUUGGAUCUUGGUGGAAGGCCUCUACCUCCACAGUUUAAUCUUCAUGGCUUUCCUGUCCAACAAAAGCUACUUGUGGGCCCUCACCCUCAUUGGAUGGGGGUCACCUGCUGUCUUUGUAUCCAUCUGGGCCGGUGUAAGAGCAUCUCUGGCAGAUACACAAUGCUGGGACCUCAGUGCUGGAAACAUGAAAUGGAUCUACCAGGUCCCAAUCUUGGCAGCGAUCAUGGUGAACUUUUUUCUUUUCCUCAACAUUGUGAGAGUCCUGGCAUCCAAAUUAUGGGAAACAAACACAGGGAAAUUAGAUCCACGACAACAAUACAAAAAACUAUUGAAGUCAACCCUAGUCCUGAUGCCCCUCUUUGGUGUCCAUUACAUGGUGUUUAUGGCUACGCCGUACACAGCUGUCUCCAGCACACUUUGGCAGAUACAGAUGCAUUAUGAGAUGCUCUUCAAUUCUUUACAGGGCUUCUUCGUGGCACUAAUUUACUGUUUUUGCAAUGGUGAGGUACAAGCUGAAAUUAAAAAAGCUUGGUUCCGGAGAAAUUUGCUACUGGACAUAAAGCAGAAGACCCGUGUCACCAGCACAGGAGGGAGCUGUUAUUAUGGUGGCUUAGCAUCCCAUGUUACCAAUAGCAUUAGUUUAAGCAUGGCCAGCUGGGGUACAGCCUCUGCAACAGCGAUUGCUAUGCCUUUGGUUGCCAGAAAUUGGCUUAUGCAGUUAGCCAGCAGUGGUGCUACACUGGAAUACUUUCCUGCUUCUUCUACUCUAUAUAACUGCUUGAGUCAGGAGAUGAUGCAAAAAGCUCCUGAGGAGAUAAUUAAGGCUUUGGUGGAUUCUCCAGGCCUAGAAAACAAUUCCUGCUUGAAAAAAGAUAUUGAGACCAUGCUAUAGAGAUUAAAAACACAACCAUCCAUAGAUAGUUAGCAAGUUGCUAGAUUGAAUCCUGAGCUACUCAUCAUUGUAAUGACUAGGGCUAGCUAGAUUACUACUGAUAUGAAAAGAUUAUUUAUUAGCCAUUUCUGACUGGUGUUGUGUGCCUAUAAUUUUAUUAUGGCUCUAGAGGACUGCCUAGGGAGAUAGAUAACAGCUAGCAAAAUUGCAUCUAUUUAUUUCCAAACAUUCUGAUCGGCAAGAGAAAUCUGCCUUCUUGCCCUGCAUUUGCCAGUUCAUCCUCAGCAACAAUGCUUAUCUAUAUAUUCUAGCAGUGAAAAGCAUUUGAUUCUCUCACUUGUAAUAAAUUGUAAUACUUGUAGGGCUCCAAGAUUAAGCAGGCAAAACUGUUAACUAACAUUUCAGCUAAUCAUAAGUAGAGUACUUUCUCAUUUAACCAGUACGGAGUGUGAGAGAAGUAAAUUUGCUUUUGAUGUUCAAUUUUAUUCUUGUGUUGUAGUAUAGUGAGAAAUAAAUGACAAUGUUUCCUUCUAACAUUGAUUUGUUAUUUAAUUAUCAAUUCUACAUCAGUGAUAUACAAUGGAUUUUUAAAAAACAUAUACGGAAGUUUGUCCCAUUUUUCAACAAAUCAUUCCUCCCAACAUGACAGUAACCAUUCUUGAAAAGAAUUGAUUAUUCUGCCAAACUACUGUGGAUUAUACAAUGAAUGAAACAAGCAUUGAUCCAACAGCGUAUUCAACAUACUUUAAGAAAGUACACUUUACUAGUCUACUUGUAUUUGGAAAUGCAGUCUUCAAGGUGAUCUAAAAGAAAAACAGCUGGUAGGAAAAUGUAUGAUUAAACCUUCUGUAUGAAGCACAGAACUUCAGUUAAUGUGAAAAGGAGUAUAUCACAAAAGCCAGCCAGUAUCUCUUAAGGAUCCCAG